AUUGUGUUUUUUCCAGCUCCAAUACAUGAGAUGGAGAAGCAUUGUAAUAUCGAAAUAGCAGCUCAGAUAUCCCGAGCCUCUUCUACUCAAAACAGUGGAGACAAAGAUUAUUUUCACAUUGAAGGAUUGAUGGAAAGUCCUGCAGUAGAUGACGACGGAGAUUGCUUCUCCCCCUUGUUGCUCAAUGCAACCUCCAUUAACGUUGAAGUCUACUACAACAAAGCUGUCAACUAUACACUGAUGGUCACUUUUGUCUCCUUCCUCCAGGUUCUUUUGUUGAUACGGCAAAUGGAGCACAGUAACACACAAUCUGGUGCUGCAAAGGUCUCCAUUGUAAUGAUCGGGCAGCAAGCCAUCAUGGAUUCUUAUCUAUGCCUUUUACAUCUUACAGCCGGGAUAUUAGUUGAAUCAUUAUUUAACGCGUUUGCAACAGCAGCGUUCUUCAAAUUCGUAGUGUUCUCGAUAUUUGAGAUGAGAUAUCUUCUGGCCAUAUGGAAAGCAACCCGGCCUUCAAACAGCGGUGAGGGCUGGGAGACAAUGAGGCGUGAGCUCUCCUUUCUCUACAGCCGUUUCUAUGGAAUCCUACUUGGAGGCAUAUUGAUAAUGUAUGAGCUCCACAACUACAUGCGGUGGAUCCUCCUUGUCAUGUACUCAUUUUGGAUUCCGCAGAUAGUUGCAAACGUUGUUCGUGAUUCUAGAAAGCCUCUGCACCCUUAUUAUAUCUUGGGGAUGACGGUUACACGGCUUGCCAUACCGCUGUAUGUAUUUGGAUGCCCCAAGAACUUCAUGCGUGUAGAGACCAGCAAGGCCUGGUGUAUAGGCCUGUGCGCGUUCAUCGGGUUUCAAGCUGCUGUUCUUCUUCUUCAGCAUUAUUUCGGGUCGCGUUGCUUUGUUCCUCGGAAGAUGCUACCUGAGAAAUACAACUACUACAGACGAUUGGAUCAUGAUGUAAACAGAAGCAGGGACUGCGUAAUCUGCAUGGCCACAAUUGAUCUCAGGAGGCGCACUAAUGAUUGCAUGGUAACGCCGUGCGAGCAUUUAUUCCACUCGGGAUGCUUACAGAGAUGGACGGACAUAAAGAUGGAGUGCCCAACAUGUCGUCGCACACUUCCUCCAGCUUAAGACUUAAGAGGAUCAUCUCUGCUUCGGUUUCCCUAGGGAGUCAUCUAUUAACUUCACCACAUUAAUUGCAGGCUUUGGGAAGAGAUUAGAAGAACACAAAACAGGGAUAGAAUCUGUAGAAGACGUAUUUUGUAAGAAUGAAUUGUGUAAUAAUCUCCAGUCCAAUCUCUGUAGUGCAAUAUUCAUUUGGCUCUUUUGGUCAUUCUUUAAGAAAAGUUCUUAGAUUCUUCAA
Messenger RNA from Brassica oleracea var. oleracea, 1354 nucleotides. RefSeq names its product transmembrane E3 ubiquitin-protein ligase 1-like. The record is from RefSeq and is a predicted model, not a curated record. NCBI's taxonomy places the organism in Eukaryota, Viridiplantae, Streptophyta, Magnoliopsida, Brassicales, Brassicaceae. The transcript is spliced from 8 exons. The coding region runs from base 31 to 1122 and encodes 363 amino acids.